Messenger RNA from Punica granatum (pomegranate), 2735 nucleotides. The record is from RefSeq and is a predicted model, not a curated record. Lineage: Eukaryota; Viridiplantae; Streptophyta; Magnoliopsida; Myrtales; Lythraceae.
AUGGCUGUGACGGACUUCUUCGUCGGCGAGAUCGCCUCGGAGCUCAUAAAGAUGCUCGCACAGAUCGUGGGGAAGUCGAUUGUCUGCAAAUCCAGCGUGGCCCAUCUCCUAGCCGAAGUGGAGCAGUUCUACAACAUUACCCAAGAGAUCAAAUACUCCGGCGUUGAGCUCUCGGAAACUCGACAGUUCGGGCUCGACCAAGUCUCCGAGGAAAUGAAAAGGGCCAUUGAGCUCUGUCAAAAUAUUAAGAACUCGAGCAGGUGGAACGCCUACAAGAGCCUCCAGUACGCUAAGAAGUUGGAGAAGAUCGGGAAGUCGAUUAAGAGGUUCAUUCAAGGCCCGAUGCAACUGAACAUGUGGGCGGAUAUCCAUCAAAUAAGAUGCAGCUCCAUGGAGAGGUUCGAUAGAGUGGACGGCUCGAUGAGGAGCCUGGAGCAGCAGGUCACGGAGAUGAGGAUCGGCAGUGGUGGUUGGGUCCAGGAUGCGGUUCAGUUCCAAGAGCAGUUGGGGCAGUCCAUGUUGGAGGUUGGCCUAGGUGGCAGCGGUGGUCCGAACGUCGGUGUUGGGUUGGAAGUUGGGAAGAGGAAGGUGAGGGAGAUGCUGAUGGGAAGAAAUGAUUUGGGGAUCGUCGGAAUCGUCGGAAUCGGUGGGUCGGGAAAGACCACUUUGGCGAAGGAGAUUUUCAAGGACGACCAAGUUAAAGGUUAUUUCGACGACAAGAUGCUGUUCCUGACUGUGUCUCAGUCCCCAAAUAUCGACAACUUGAAAGCAAAGAUGUACGGAUUUCUCAUGGGAAAUGAUUCAAUGACUUCGUAUGACCGGAUGCCACCGUGGAUCCCGCAAUAUGGGGGGAGAACUCUUGACCCUGUGCAAUCCCUCAUCGUGCUGGACGAUGUAUGGAAAUUAAAAGAUCUUGAACCGCUGGUGAAUAUCAAAGGACCUGGGUGCAAGAUCCUUGUGGUCUCACGUUUCCGGUUCCCUACGAUUUUCCAAGUCCACUAUGAAGUGGAGUGUCUGAGGGACGAUGAAGCUAUUACUCUGUUCUGUCUUUCUGCAUUUGAACAAACCUCGAUCCCUCCUGAGGCUAAUGAAAACUUAGUAAAGCAGGUUGUGAAUGAGUGUAAAGGGCUUCCUCUAGCUCUGAAGGUGAUUGGAGCUUCGCUGCGGGACCAACCCGAGAAGUAUUGGAAAAGUGCGAGAAACCGGUUGCAACGGGGCCAGCCAAUUUGUGACUCCCAUGAAAUCAAUCUACUGGAGAGAAUGAAGAUUAGCUUUGACCAUUUGGAGAAGAAAGUGAAGGAGUGCUUCUUGGACUUGGGUUCCUUCCCGGAGGACCGGAGGAUUCCUCUUGAUAUCCUCAUCAGCAUGUGGGUCGAGGUCCAUGAUAUCGAUGAGCAAGAAGCUUUUCUCAUCCUCGUUGAACUCUCCAACAAGAAUCUCAUCUCCUCAAUUAAAGACUCUCGGGUGGGAGAAUUAUGUAGCAGUUACUCUGAGGCGUUUGUUAUCCAGCAUAAUGUGCUGAGGGACCUUGCCCUACACCUCAACCACCAAGGAGAAAUCUAUGAGCGGGAGCGGCUAGUUAUGCCAAAAAGAGAAGCUGAGCUCCCGAGAGAGUGGGAGAGAUACUCAGACCGACCCUUCAAUGCCCGGAUUGUUUCGAUUCACACAGGUGAAAUGAACGAGAUGGACUGGCCGAGGAUGGAAUUACCGAAGGCUGAAGUGCUCAUCCUUAACUUCGCAUCCAACGAGUACUUCCUUCCUCCUUUCAUUGAGGACAUGCCGAGGCUCCGUGCACUAAUUGUGAUAAACCAGGGCAAAUCUAACGCAGUCCUUCGGAACUUCUCAGUAUUCAACAGCUUGGUCAACCUAAGGAGCCUGUGGCUCGAGAAAGUCAAUGUGCCGCAUUUAUCGAACACCACUAUCCCUUUCACUAAAAUGCAGAAGAUCUCUCUCAUCCUCUGCAAGAUCAACAACAGCCUCGACCCCUCUGUGGUAGACCUCCCUCAGAUCUUUCCAUGUCUCUCUGACCUCACGAUCGAUCACUGUGACGACCUGACAGAGCUCCCCUCGAGCAUCUGCAGGAUGCAAUCCCUCAAGAGCCUGAGCAUUACAAAUUGCCACGGCUUAAAGAAGCUCAGUACCGGUUUGGAACAACUAACAAACUUGGAGAUCUUACGUGUCUAUGCUUGCCCGAAUCUCAGGAUGCUCCCUGCUGGCAUUUGUGAGCUGCAGUGCUUGAAAUAUCUCGAUAUCUCUCAAUGUGUGAAUUUGGCGAAACUUCCUGAUCGGAUAGGGAAUCUGAUGAGCUUGGAGAAGAUCGACAUGAGGGAAUGUUCUCGGGUGAGAUGCCUCCCCAAGUCGGCCUCAGGGCUGCAGUCCCUGAAGUCAGUCAUCUGCAACGAGGAGGUUUCCCCCGUGUGGAGAGACGUAGUGAGGGCAAGGCCAUGCCUCAACCUUCAAGUCGUGGAAAGGUGCUUCACUCUGGACUGGCUUGAUGAGUGAAGUAAAUAACGAAUAUACUAUGAAUAAUAUUGCGUAAAUAACUCUGCAAGCUGAAACUGUUUAUGGCCGAUCAAUUUGAUCGAAGCAAGUUAGAUAGAAGUGCAGAGGUCGUCCUUUUCUUUUUGGUGUGAAACCUGGUAUCCCAGCUUUGUAAUGUACAGUUUGUUGUAAUGCAAUGUAACCCCCAUUUUCUUGGACCACAUAAGUCGGAAGGGAACAUCGUUAGCAUGGAA